AUGGUACCAGGUGCAUCCCGGUUGCUGUGAAAGGCUUCAGAUUCCAAAUUAACAGAAAUACCUCGAAGACUGAGGAGAGAAAUGGGCAUUUGGAGAAGACUCAACCACCCGAAUGUCAUGGAAUUCAUUGGCUAUGCUUUCGGCUUUGGUAUCUCGAUGGCUCUUGUUGCCCCUUGGGCUGUAAAUGGAACUUUGACCGAUUACCUGGAGAAAAAUUGGUCGAUCAUCACUAUUGCUGAUCAACUUAGUUUGUUAGACGACAUCGUCUCUGGUCUCACUUACCUACACUCUUAUCCUAAUAAUCCCGUGACCCACGGAGAUCUCACUGGGUCUAAUGUUCUUAUCCUCGGAGACAAGACUGCAUGCAUCGCCGAUUUUGGACUAUCGAGCAUGCUUGGCGACCUGCAGACCGGUUCGACGUACCUCGCAGCUACCGCUAUGUAUCCAGGCGCAGUACGAUGGACAGCUCCCGAGUUCCUCCUGUCAGAUGAUGUCCAGCCGACAACGCUCAGCGACAUCUAUUCCCUCGGCAGUAUCAUGCUCCAAGUCUUAUCAGGCAAAGUACCCUGGCACGAAAUUAGGCGGGAAGUGAUCAUCAUACAGGAGAUCCAACAAGGAAAUACACCUCGUUGUCCAUCUCACUGUCCCCUAGUCGGUGAACUAUGGCCAUUUAUCCGUGAGUGCUGGUCGUUAUCACCAGCCUCACGACCCACAGCUGGCACCGCUCUCAAAUUCAUUCGAGACAUCAGAAUUAAAUUACUCCCAUUCCCUGUAGGUGACCACGACGCACCAGGUUCUACUGUUGCACAGCCUGCAAGUAGUCCCGGUCCAUCAAAACGGCCACGCUUGAAAAUAAUUACGUAGGUGUUGGACUAUAAUAACGGAAUCUAUCGGUGCGAGAGGUGAUGGUGAUGGUGAUAAUGAUGCAGGCAUACUUUUUCACGGACAGGCAUCCAGGAUUUUGUUUAUUUUCGUAUUAACCACUGCCA
This is a messenger RNA of Suillus plorans, 989 nucleotides long. RefSeq names its product kinase-like domain-containing protein. Gene Ontology annotation, biological process: protein phosphorylation. Gene Ontology annotation, molecular function: ATP binding; protein kinase activity. NCBI's taxonomy places the organism in Eukaryota, Fungi, Basidiomycota, Agaricomycetes, Boletales, Suillaceae. The record is from RefSeq and is a predicted model, not a curated record. The coding region runs from base 82 to 864 and encodes 260 amino acids. The transcript has 7 exons.